AUGGCUCUGAGUGGAAAUUGCAGGAGUUACCAUCUUUCAAAGGAACAAGGGACAGUUCCCAACUCCUUCCCUGAGGUUGUGGAACUAAAUGUUGGGGGCCAAGUUUAUUUCACUCGACAUUCCACCUUAGUAAGUAUCCCUCACUCUCUGCUGUGGAAAAUGUUUUCCCCCAAGAGAGACAGUGCUAAUGAACUAGCCAAGGACUCCAAAGGAAGAUUCUUCAUUGACAGAGAUGGAUUCUUGUUUCGCUACAUUCUGGACUAUCUCAGGGAUAGGCAGGUGGUCCUGCCUGAUCACUUUCCGGAAAGGGGCAGACUGAAAAGGGAAGCUGAGUAUUUCCAGCUGCCAGAUUUGGUCAAACUCUUGACACCUGAUGAGAUCAAGCAAAGCCCAGAUGAAUACUGCCAUAGUGAUUUUGAGGAUAUGUCCCAAGGGAGUGACACGAGAAUAUGUCCACCUUCAUCCCUGCUCCCUGCUGACCGUAAGUGGGGCUUCAUAACUGUUGGCUAUCGAGGUUCAUGUACCAUGGGCCGAGAGGGUCAAGCAGAUGCCAAGUUUCGCAGAGUCCCACGUAUUUUGGUUUGUGGAAGAAUUUCCCUAGCAAAAGAGGUCUUUGGAGAAACUUUAAAUGAGAGCAGAGAUCCAGAUCGUGCUCCAGAGAGAUACACUUCCAGAUUUUAUCUCAAAUUCAAACAUCUGGAAAGGGCUUUUGAUAUGUUGUCAGAGUGUGGAUUCCACAUGGUGGCCUGUAAUUCCUCAGUGACAGCUUCUUUUGUCAAUCAGUACACAGAUGACAAGAUCUGGUCCAGCUACACUGAAUAUGUCUUCUACCGUGAACCUUCCAGGUGGUCUUCUUCGCACUGUGACUGCUGUUGCAAAAAUGGCAAGGGUGACAAAGAAGGGGAGAGUGGCACCUCGUGCAAUGAACUCUCCACCUCUAGCUGUGACAGCCAGUCAGAAGCCAGCUCCCCACAGGAGACUGUCAUCUGUGGGCCUGUGACUCGCCAGCCCAACAUCCAGACUCUGGACAGGCCCAUCAAGAAGGGCCCUGUGCAGCUGAUCCAGCAGUCAGAGAUGCGUCGGAAAAGCGACUUGCUUCGGACUCUGACCACUGGCUCCAGGGAGUCUAACUCGGGCAAAAAAAAAGCUGUGAAGGAAAAGCUCUCCAUUGAGGAAGAGCUAGAAAAAUGCAUCCAGGAUUUUCUGAAGAUCAAAAUUCCAGAUAGGUUCCCAGAAAGGAAACACCCUUGGCAAUCUGAACUAUUAAGAAAGUACCAUCUAUAGGAGAAGUUUGGAGGGUGGGGAAAAACACACACUUUAUCAUUUCCAAAUAAACAUCAUACACAACAAUGUUCAUAUUUUAAGAGGAAAAAACAAAUUAAGAAUGUUUUAGGCCACAACAGUUCAUUGAUCUUGUACUGCCUAAUUUGCCUAAUUCACCUUCUCAUGUAAAGUCACAGGGUAAUUGAUUUUUUUUUUCCAGAUGUGGAAGCACAAUGAAAAUGCUAUUUGUUUGUGAGUUCUAGAAUACACACUAAAAAUAUUACACAUGGGACAUGGUUACAGCAGCAACUGAGAGAACCUGAUGUUCAUCUAUUCCAAGCCAAGUGUUCCUCAUUUUUCCCCCAGUGGAAAGGGCCACUGAAUGGGAAGAUGAAGGACAAAGGGUUUGCCUGAUGAUACACUUGGAAUUUUUAAUUUUGCUUUUAACUUUGUUUAAGGGGAAAAGGAAGGGGCUUUUUGGACUUUUUACUUAAACCUAUGCUAUCCAGUUUAUAUUAGCUAUGUCAUUUGUACAUGUUUAUUUGUAUGUGUGUAUGUACAUGCGUGCACAUUGGUACAUACACACACACACAUACACACACACACAUAUAUAUAUAUUAUACAUGCUUCAUAGAAUUCAAGGUUAGGGAAUGUCUGUGAGGUCACAAUCUAAUCCCCUGCUCCUGAUGGGACCUUUCACUCUUUAAUGUUGAAAAUCUAUCCAAUUUUUAAAUGCUUUUCGAAGAAAGAUAUUUCAUAUCCUUUCUUGGUAUACUAUUUCAGUGGUGAAUGAACCUGAUCAGUAAUUAAUCCCUCUUGAUUUACAAACUAAUUCCCACCUCAAUCCUGGGCUGAAAUUAUUUUCUACAUUGGUGGAUGGAGGGAAGAAAGCUGGUGAUCUUUAUUUGUGUAAGAGCCUUUUGUAGACUUGAAGACUAUUAUCAAAUUACACCUUAACCUCUUUGAUAGGAGAAUGUAGACCUAAUUUCCACAACCUUCAGACAUCUUUGAGGCCUUUAUACUAAAAGUACUUCUAGCUCUCCAAAUCCCUCUUUGGUGGUAGGACCAAGAACUGAGAAUGGCACCAUCCUCAGAAGGUCUUCACCACUGCUGAUAUAAUAGAGGAACUGAAGUUAAGUGUCCCUAUAUGCUUUAUUUUUCCUGAAUCCUAUGACAUGUUUAUGGUUCUUUAAAAAAAAAAAACUACAGUGCUACACUGCUGACAAAGUCACUUUGGUGUCUUUUGUUCGCCUUUGAAAUGUGAAGAUUUGGCUAUGCCUGCACUCUUAGCAAGGGUCCUGUUGAUGUUACCUAUGUAGAGAGCAAAAAAAUUGAGAUUCCUGAAUGGAUUUUGGUUCACUGGCCUAAAUAUCUGUAUUCAAUUAACUAGACUGCUAUCAGAGAUCAAGAUCACUGGGUUUUGCCUACACACAGUUGAGAAUUAACUAUUGGUAGCUAUCCUUGUAAUCUUAUUUGCUGUGGAUGCUCCAUUACCUCUGACAAGUUUAGGAUUGUGGUAUUGAAGACUCUUUGCUCUUUCUCUUAGGUACAAUACAUGGAUUUCAGUGGGAAUGGGAAAGGAUAUUUCAUUGUCAAUCAUUAACUUGGACCAAGUGGAAAACUUUGAAAAAAUGGAAAGAAAUGCAUGUGUGUGUCAAGGAAGGAAUUUGGUUGUUAGUAGGACCAGAACACAAUGAUUAAUGUAUUAGUUGUUUCUGUUUACACAUCCAUCCCAAAGCUAAUUGUUUAAGAGGUUUUGUUUCAAUUUUAGUCACUAGCAACUGAUUGUCUGAAGUCCCACAAGACUUACAUUUCACAAUGAUCAUAACCUGUCAAAAUUUUUAUAUGUUGGCAUCUCUAAUUAAGGGCUAAAUGUUUUAUUGAAAGGCUGUGAGAACUGAGAUGUCGACAGUACCAUUCAUUGAUUUGCUACGUGUUCUUCUCCACUAUGUACAGUAGUGGAUCAGUUAUAAGCUAUAACCUACCUUUAUUCAGUCUUUUCAUUAAUUCUAUUCAGAAUGACUUCUUUUUUCAAUGUCAGUGAACAUCAGAUUAAAACAUAAUUAUCUAAAUAACUGAGGAUUCAGGGAAGAAUCAGAUUUUAAUGAAUUAAGAGAGAAUGUAUAAGGGAAAGACCAUCCUAAAGCCCACUGUGAUAAGAUUCUUAAGGCCUCUCCAACAAUGCUGUCAAAUAAUUCUGGGUCAAAAAUGUGCAUUGAUUCCAGCACUCUUUUCAAUCAUAUCCAAUUAAAUUGUCAACAAGGCGUACUUUGAAGCCUCAAAUAACUGGCAUGAGAAGGAGAGUUGGAGGGGCAGGCAACCCCUAACUUCUGCUGCAUACUUUUAAAGAGGAAAUUAAAUGUUGCAAUGUAACUUCAUAUGAAAUCACAGUUUCUUUUCAUCCUGUUUACCUAAUAAGUUGGCAAUGAUACCUGUUGUUCACAUCUUCUUUUUAGCUCCAGUCGUAGGAAGGAAACCACCGGUUAGAAAACACACACACACA
Trichosurus vulpecula (common brushtail) is the source of this 3766-nucleotide messenger RNA. It is a transcript of the gene KCTD16, whose product is annotated as potassium channel tetramerization domain containing 16. Lineage: Eukaryota; Metazoa; Chordata; Mammalia; Diprotodontia; Phalangeridae. Gene Ontology annotation, cellular component: postsynaptic membrane; presynaptic membrane. Gene Ontology annotation, biological process: regulation of G protein-coupled receptor signaling pathway; protein homooligomerization. Bases 1 to 1284 code for a protein of 427 amino acids. Gene Ontology annotation, molecular function: protein binding. The transcript has 2 exons. The record is from RefSeq and is a predicted model, not a curated record.